AUGGCACAUGAGAGCUCUUCCAAAAAAAAGAGGGUUUUGUGGUCUGAAACCCCUGAUGAUCAAGGAAAAGAUAGAAGUGAUGAAGUAUUACUUUCUGUCGAUGAAGAGGCAAGUGAAUUUUACGUCAAAGAUCAACCAACAAAAGCUCCACAUAUCCAAUGUGUCUUUAACAAUGGCAUAAAAGCUGACUUGAUUAGAAAUUUACAUGAGCAUGUAUAUAAUGUAUUUCGCGAGAGCACUUGUUUUGGUAAUUACAUGCAAAUGCAUGGAUGUUGUGCACGCGGACAAAUACAUAGGUGCUGCAUGGCUUUGGAACUCAAUUGUAGUUCUCGUCAAGCAUUUGUCAUGCGUGUCAAUGGAUCUACGCUUCGUUUCACUUUAAGAGAAUUCGCUUUGAUUAGUGGAUUAAACUGUGUUAGCGAAGAAAAAGAUUUCAUUUUUGAUACAACAGAACCAAAUAGGUUGAUGGAACAGUAUUUUCAGGGUGUUAAGUUGAUCAGAAAAGUAGAUAUAAUGGAGAGUUUUGAGGCAAAAGUGUGGGGUGAUAACGAUCAGGAUGGCUUGAAGUUUGCCAUAUUAUUCUUCAUCCAAACAGUUAUUUUUUCAGGUGAAAGAGUUACCAAAAAAGUUCCUAGAUUACAUUUUGAUCUGGUUGAAAGCGGUAUGUACAGUCAGUUUCCAUGGGGUAAAAAAUCUUUCUACCUGUUGAUGAAGAGUUUGAGCAAGAAGAUGGAUAGAGAAAAACAGUUUUACAGAAUCGGUGGCAUGCCUAUUGUCAUUCAAGUAUGGUUAUAUGAGUGCAGUUCAAGUAUUGAUUUUCAAGUUGCUCAAAAGGUUGAUGACCACAUUCCGAGGUUACUCAACUGGCAGACGGCCAAAGAGAUUCUGAGAUACAAGAAACUAAUGAAGACCAUAUUCAGUGAUGUUAAUAACAAGUUUAAAUUCAGGAACAUUACCCCCAAUCAAAGGGAACUUGCAGUAUUGCAAUUGCCACCAGAAGGUAUCGAGAAUCAAGGUGAAGUUCAGUAUUCUGAUUCAUCAGAUGAUGAACCAGAUGAGGUAAUAAGUCAUUGUAAAGAUUCUGACGAUGAUUUUCAAGAACAUCCUCCACAAACAGUAAAGGUCAAAAGAAAAGGAAAAGUUGGUUCUUCACCGUCGCCUGUUAAAAAAAGGAAAAAGAAGCAGUUGACUGAUGAAUCCAAUCAGGUUGCACAAAAGUUGGAACCUCGUGUUGUUGUUAAACUGCUGGUGAAAAAGGAUAUUGUAUCCAAAAAGGAUUCUGACAUUCCAAGAGCAAGCGGAUUUGAAGUGCAAGUCUGGUUGAAAGAGCUGUCAGAUUUUAGAAAAGAAGUUAAACAAGAGUUUGUUGACAUUCGCAAAUUGAUCAACGAUAACUUCAAGACUGUUUUGACAGCCAUUAAUUCUAAACAGAAUGAGCAGGAGGUCAGGCAUUCUGAUGAUCCCAUUAUACCUCCAAAUUUAAACGACGAAGAGAGGUAUAGAUCACCAUAUACUUCAAUUCCUGAAGUUAUAUCAAAUCAAGUGCAGGUAGUUCAAGGUGACAAAUUGGGAUCUGGUAAUUUGGAGACUAUCAACAUUCCAGAUGUUAGUGAUACAAAAAGUGUUGUGCACCAGGUAAGUCAAACCAUCAACAAUCCAGAUGGAAUAGGUUCCAAAUCUGAUGAUCAUGAGGUUUUUUGUCUCAACACUCCUGUUCGAAAUCUAAUUAAAGUGGAUGAAGUAUUCAGUUCUCCAAAACUUAUAGUUCCUAGAGUAAAUCAACCAAGCUUUGUAUUUGAUAUACCACAAAAAACAGGAGAUUCUGAAAAUGCACAUGAACAUGAUGAGGAACAAUUCCCAUGUCCAGUCCCUAUACAGGCUAUGGAUCCCAUGAAUGUGACCACAGAUUCACAGUUUGAAUUGGACGAUCAAUUCAUGCCUAGUCUCACUUCUAUAAAGAGUAGCAUCACACCUCAGCCAACCAUAAUUGCAGGACAAACCGCACAGCUGCCAACUAUAAUUGCCGAACACUUGACAAAUACGGCAGAUCAGACCACUAUCAAUGUCCAGUUUGGUACGAGCGGAGAAAAAAUUAUGCAUGAUCAGCCCAUCAUCAAUAAUGAACAGACCCCGUUACCUACGCGUAGAAAUAGACGUCCAGGUCCUUAUAAUAUAUCUCCGUAUCUGACCAAUUUUGGAUCAUCUGCUGGUAGUUCAUCAAGUCAGCCCCCUAUUUUUGAACUGAAACACCCAUUCAUAUUUGAUUUGAUCUCUGGCAAUUAUGAUAUACCUUUGUGGGAUGCGUUUCGUUCAUGGGUCCGUGAUGGCUUGCUUACAAAGCACGAUAAAAAGAAUCAUGAUCAGGACCAUUACAAGAAACAUCUAGCUCACUUCCCUGCUGCCAUAAAUCUUGGCGUUCUCCUAAUAAACAAUAAGAACUGGUUCUAUAAUCUGUAUUUCGAAGGACAGUUAUUGAACAAUACGCAUAUCGAUGUGAUUUUCUAUUAUCUCCGUAAAAAAGAUAAGUAUGAAAUUGGAAGCAGCUACAAAUACACAACUGUAGAUUGUGUAUUUAGUUCAAAGAUUUCUUCUAUUUGGGAAAAAUAUUUGGAUUUAGACAAUGAUAUUGGUUGUGCUGAUGAAGAGCAUGUCAUUGGUGAAUACAUUAGAGGGUACAGAAUGCAUGCUGCUAUCCCUUGGCAUAUGGUUGAUCAUGUUUUUGUUCCUGUCCAUGUUAAGAAUAAAUUCCAUUGGGUAUUGGCUGUUAUUUCAUUGAAUGAUAAACGUAUCAACGUUUAUGACUCAUAUAGAGCAGCAGGACCAUGAUGCAGCUAUCAAGACAAGAUAGUUAAGCUGUCACAGUUGAUCCCUUUAAAAUUAAGAGUGAAUGACUAUUACAAGAAUAAAGGAAUUGAUGUAUCGCAGGCUCAAGAAGAGAAUGAGUUCUUUGAUAUAGUCUUCAUUGAUAAUGUUCCUCAACAGACACAUGGGACUUUGGAUUGCGGUAUUUAUAUGCUAGCUUUUGCCGAAUACCUAUCAUACGAACAAGGGAUCCCAGCGGGUAAUUUGGAUGCAUCAUUUUUACGGUCAAGAUACGCUACAUUUCUUUGGAAUUAUGGCCAACAAAAGAAUGAUGCCGGAGCAAUAAGUGACAAUGAAGCACCUCCGCGACAUAGCAGGCUUAAUGUAGCAUUACAGGAUAAUGAUACAAUUCAAAUAGACUAG
Messenger RNA from Solanum verrucosum, 3225 nucleotides. RefSeq lists its product as uncharacterized. The transcript has 14 exons. Lineage: Eukaryota; Viridiplantae; Streptophyta; Magnoliopsida; Solanales; Solanaceae. The record is from RefSeq and is a predicted model, not a curated record. Gene Ontology annotation, molecular function: cysteine-type peptidase activity. Gene Ontology annotation, biological process: proteolysis.